AUGAAGUGUGGGAAUAAUUUGGCAUAUGUCUUGAAGCCAAACAUACCUGGAAAAUACAUAAACUAGUACCUCACUCAGUCUUAUUGUUUUCUCAGCUUCAUUUACAAUUUUCUCUUUACCUGGGUAUAACUGGUGCAUGGUGUAACCAGUGUGUAGAGAACGAAUAUCAUUUCUCCAGGUUUUUGGUGGAAUCGGCAGAAAACGAUAGCAUAUACCACCUGCGCCAGGUGAUAAAAGAUUUUUGGAAUUUUGUAAACAUAAUAAAAAUUGGAGUAUUGUGGAAAUAUAUUUAGAAGAUUGAAUUUUAUUGUAAUUUGUGGAAACGUUUCUCGGAGAUAGUGAAAAAAUCCGAAUUGACAAGAUUGAAUUCCACUGUUGGGAGUAUACUUAGCGAAAAGAAAUAGGAAAAUGACGACGGUGAAUUUAUCAAGGCAGUCUAUAAACCAACCAUGGGGUAUGAAGAUCUGUGGGGGUCGUGAUUUUAGGGUACCAUUACAAAUAAAGAAGGUUGACCCAAACUCGCCAGCAGCCGGGUACGUUAACAGUGGUGAUGGAAUCAAGGCUAUCGGGGGAACCAGCGCAGAUAAUCUGACACAUAUGCAGGCCCAUCAGCUCAUAAAAAGUGCCGGAAACCAUCUACAGCUCACAGUGCUACAGGGCCAUUUCAAGGAAGUAACAGGAAUAAAGCCAAAGGGUCCUAUCAAGUUUUCACCAUGGAGAAAUAAACAACAGUAGAAACGUAUAUCCAACAGUGAAACAUUGGUCAGAAAACAACAUCUGCAAUUUGUUAUGCUCCAGAUUUCGAGUUUAAUGAACACUAAAAGCUUCAGCAAAAUUUAGAAUUUUUUGACUGUUGAGAAUUUCCGUGAUGAAUAUGUACAUUCCAACUGUUUAGUUCUGUGGGAAAAGUCACGGAAAACUUUAUAUAACACUUACUUCCGCUAGCGGACGAAGAAUGAUCUGCAUCCCUAUAGAGGCCACAAUGGAUCUGCAUUAGAAUAUGUUUGCUGCCCCAAUACCCAACCCAAAUUUUGAACCAGAACUGAAGAACUUAUCGUGUGAUUUUUUAUUUUUAUUUUUUUAGUUUUCUCGGCAUUUUUUGCCUAAACUAGCAUCUAUUUAAUGUUUUCAAAAAAGGUGGUAAUACAGUCAAUAAUAAUGAUUUUUACUUGAUUUGAACUGAACAGACACAUACAGGAAUAGUUCGAAAAUGGGAAGUGCAAAGUAUUAAUAAAAAGCAACAGUAUCACACGAUGCCGGCUGUGAGAUUGAUGAGAUUGACAUAACGUUUAUUAUGUUUUGAUCACCAUAUCUAAUGCUUGAUUCACAUUAUUAUGUAACAUAUUGUGACUCUAUUUUUAUCUUUCAAAAAUAAUAAUAGAUGAAACAUAUAUAAAAUUGUAAACGGAUAGGCAGGCGGUAGCUAUUAUGACGUUAAACCUGUUUCUUUCUUAUGUGCAAAAAGCGUUAAUUUUUUCCAGUAUCUAUGUUAAUAAAUCAUUUUCUUACAGUACCUUAUUCUACUCGACAAAAUUAUAAGAACAAAGAAUGACUUUUCUUCGAGUUUGUUUCUUUUAUAAAAGAAAAAAAAAAACAACUCAACAACAACAAAAUAUUCAAACAACCGAUUAUGGUAAGAAUGUGUUCCUUAUAAUGUGAAGCAAGCAAUAAUAUAAGCAAACCAGUGAUUUCCGUCCUCUGCUGAAAAUAGUCUUAAAUCACUUUAUGUUUUGUAUAUCGAGGUGACCAUAUCUGUAUUUCAAUGUGUGCAUUAUUUUGUUCCUUCCAGUGUAUAUUUUGCAUUUUUGUCAUUAUACAUAUUUAGAUUUUUUUCUCGUAGAGGCUACCCUUUGGUUAGGGCUUAAUAUAUUUAUCGCAUAUGAUUUUUGUAUCCUUUCGAAUAAUAUUUACAGAGUGUAAAAAUGUCUUUUUCCAAUUGUACAAGAUUGUCUCGUGGUUCACCAGCUGAAUACUUGCAGUAAUUUUUACCUGCAGUCUUGUAUCUCCCUGUAAUGACAUUUUCUAUCAUUUCGAACAGUGAGAUGCAAGUCAGCUACAAUAAUCCGCGAUUGGUUUAAGACUUAGAACACUGUAUUCAGUACUAUUACGAGUCGGUACUUUAGACUUUUAAGAUUGUUCAAAUUUUCAUUUGCCCUAAAUUAACGCAAUUUAAAGACAUUUUAUACCAGUAUACCCAGCAAACAUUGCAUAUAUACUAGUAGCCGACAUAGGACCGAAGCGAAUUUCAGAUUGGGCUUCACCUCAAUUUACGCAGUAUCAGUCUGGCAUAGUUUUCGACAUAUAUCAGCUGAAUGUCGGCCCUAUGUCGUUCCAAUAUACUAGUGUUUGCUGGGUAGGUCCCAAUAAAUAGAAAAUGUUCUCUGCAGAACGCGACAUACGAUAAAAAAAAAUAGAAAAAAAAAGAAUAUUUGUGCAAAAAAUUUGUUUUAUCUCUGUGUAAAUGACAGUUCUAUUCUCUGUUUAAUUAAGACAGUUAUGUAAAUUUCUUUGUGAAUAUUAUGAUUUAUUGUGUGCUUUACGUGUUUACAGUUGCAAAUGAAAUAAAGGGAUGUUUAGAGUUUACAUUAUGUAUGGAUGGAAAAUAAAGACAAUUUACGUUUGAAACCUU
Mercenaria mercenaria is the source of this 2629-nucleotide messenger RNA. Its product is annotated as PDZ and LIM domain protein 1-like. Lineage: Eukaryota; Metazoa; Mollusca; Bivalvia; Venerida; Veneridae. The record is from RefSeq and is a predicted model, not a curated record. The coding region runs from base 409 to 735 and encodes 108 amino acids. Gene Ontology annotation, cellular component: Z disc; stress fiber; filamentous actin. Gene Ontology annotation, biological process: muscle structure development; actin cytoskeleton organization. Gene Ontology annotation, molecular function: muscle alpha-actinin binding; actin binding. The transcript has 3 exons.